This is a messenger RNA of Orussus abietinus, 399 nucleotides long. RefSeq lists its product as uncharacterized. NCBI's taxonomy places the organism in Eukaryota, Metazoa, Arthropoda, Insecta, Hymenoptera, Orussidae. The coding region runs from base 1 to 375 and encodes 124 amino acids. The transcript is spliced from 4 exons. The record is from RefSeq and is a predicted model, not a curated record.
AUGAAUGAAAUGAAUGGCGUAGUAAGCAAUUGUGGCAUUCCAGGAUUUGGAAUAAUUCAGAAAAUACCGUAUUUACCAUCACAAUCUACAUGUGGACCCAUUGACGUGCAAUUUUCUUCGGCAUGUGUUAGAUGCGGCCUCUGCAUCGCCAUUGCCGAACAGAUGAACCAGACCCUGAUAGAGACGCACGAUCUUAUGUCUCCGGAAGAGUGGCUCGAUGAAGGAGAAGCUUCGGCUCUUUUACGAUCCGUUUGCGACUACUCCUUUAAACACUACAGUCUGCGCGAAAUCGAUGGUAAAAAUUAUAUCUGCGACAGGAUGCCAGGGGCAAAUCUAGUCCCCUCCACGGCGGAUGGGCUCUGGGAAAAGAAGUAAUGAUAUUCAUCAGUUUACUCUGAC